AGCGUACGUGGAGUUUGUGGGGUUCGGGGUGACUGAGAGUCUGGGGGACUGGUGAAGUCAGAGAAGCGGACGUGUAGAAGGGGCACAGCGGGGUGGGAGCUGUAAACGGAAAACCAGGACUGCAUUUGGGGUGGCGACUCAGGCGAGGGGCUUGGGUGGUGGCACUGGAGUAGAGGUGCAGGCUGGGGAUAACCAGGACUGACCUAGUGGAGGAGAUCCGACGAGAGCAGGGACUAGGGCCCAGCCCCGGGUGGAGGACUUGUAGGGCUGUGCUCUUGAGUCUGAUUUAAGGGUUCCUCUGCAGGUUUGGGGGUGGGGUAGGCACCUCCCUGUCCUUUGAGCCUAAGACAGUUGGGAACCUGAGAGACAUUCCACAUGGGGGCGUGUCCCCCGGCAGCCCUGGACCUGGGGAAGUUGACAAGACAGGCAGGUCACUGGGUAGGCCAGUUAGCACAAAGGUGAGGAGAGGGAGGGACUCCGACCUGGCUCCACUCUCCUCAGCUGCCAGACGCCCAGAGGACAGAGCAGAAAGUGACUCCAAGCCACAAGUCUAGGAGCACCUGGGACAGGACCAAGGAAAUGGCCCCGCCACCUCUGCCAUCACCUGCCAAUACCCCAAUCCUGCACGGAGAGUUUGGCUCCUACCCCGUCCAUGGGCCACGGUUAGUCCUCACCCUCACACAGCAGGCCCUGCACAUACAACGGCUGCGCCCAAAGCCAGAAGCCCGGCCCCGUGAUGGCCUGGUCCCACUAUCUGAAGUUUCAGGCUGCAGCACACUGCAGAGCCGCAGCCCCUCAGACCCUGCGGCCUACUUCUGUGUCUAUACCUAUCCUCGUGGACGGCGAGGAGGCCGUCGCAGAGCCACCCGCACCUUCCGAGCAGAUGGGGCAGCCACCUAUGAGGAGAACCGUGUGGAAGCCCAGCGCUGGGCAACAGCUCUCAUGUGUCUCCUCCGAGGAGUCCCCUUGCCUGGAGACCAGGAGAUCACUCCUGAACUGCUGCCUCGGAGAGCCCGACUGCUCCUAUUGGUUAAUCCCUUUGGGGGGCGGGGCAUGGCCUGGCAGCGCUGUAAAGACUACGUGGUGCCCAUAAUUUCUGAGGCCGGCCUGUCCUACAACCUCAUACAGACAGAACGACAGAACCAUGCCCGAGAGCUAGUGCAGGGGCUGAACCUCAGUGAGUGGGAAGGCAUCGUCACCGUCUCUGGAGAUGGGCUUCUUUAUGAGGUGGUGAACGGGCUCUUGGAUCGCUCUGACUGGGAGAAGGCUGUGCGGAUGCCUGUGGGGGUUCUCCCCUGUGGGUCAGGAAACGCGCUGGCUGGAGCAGUGAACCACCAUGGCGGGUUUGCGCCUGCCGUAGGCAUCGAUCUCCUGCUUAACUGCUCACUGCUGCUCUGCCGGGGUGGCAGCCACCCAAUGGACCUGCUCUCCGUGACACUGGCCUCAGGAACCCGAUGUUACUCCUUCCUGUCUGUGGCCUGGGGCUUCCUGUCAGAUGUGGACAUUCACAGUGAGCGCUUCAGGGCCCUGGGCAGUGCCCGGUUCACCCUGGGUGCAGUGCUGGGCCUGGCCACAUUGCAUACCUACCGGGGUCGCCUCUCCUACCUCCCUGCGGCUGCGGAGCCGGCUCUGCCCGCUACUGGCCACAGGCUGCCUCGGGCCAAAUCAGAGCUGGCCCUAGCCCCAGCCCCAGCCCCUCCAGUCACCCAUUCGCCUUUGCAUCGCUCUGUGUCUGAUUUGCCCCUGCCCUUGCCCCUGCCCCAGUCUGCCUUGGCUUCUCCUGGCUCCCCUGAGCCCCUGCCUGACCUGUCCCUCAACGGUGGGGGACCAGAGCUGACAGGGGACUGGGGGGGAGGUGGGGAUGCUCCUCUCUCUCCAGACCCACUGUUGCUCUCCCCUUGCAGUUCUCCCAAGGUAGCUCCACUCUCACCCAUCAGUGAAGGGCCUCCAGAAAUGCCAGCAUCCUCGGGUCUCCCGCCCCCCACCUCUGGUGCUCCAGUGGCCUCUACCUGUGGUCCAACUGACCACCUGUUGCCUCCACUGGGCACUCCGUUACCCCCGGACUGGGUAACAAUAGAGGGGGAUUUCGUGCUAAUGUUGGCUAUCUUACCCAGCCACCUGUGCGCUGACUUGGUGGCGGUCCCGCAUGCGCGCUUGGACGAUGGUUUGGUACAUCUGUGCUGGGUACGCAGUGGUGUGUCGCGGGCUGCGCUACUGCGCAUCCUGCUGGCCAUGGAACAUGGCAACCACUUCAGCUUGGGCUGCCCCCAUCUGGGAUACGCCGCGGCCCGUGCCUUCCGCCUCGAGCCACUCACAACACGUGGCGUGCUCACGGUGGAUGGGGAGUUGGUGGAGUACGGGCCAGUGCAGGCGCAGGUACACCCACACCUCUGCACGCUGCUCACUGGGCCUGCAGGCCGGGCAUGAACUAGGGGCGGGGAUCCUGACUCAGGAUUGUGCGGGCCUUCGUAGAACCAGAGGCGACGCCCUAGGCCUGCCUGUGAGUAGUUCCUGAAGGCAAGGACAGCUGAUCCCCCAGCACCAUAGCCUGGGACUGGGCUGAGGCCGGGUCUGCCUUCCGCGUAGCCCAAUGACUCCUGGAAUGUAGGGGCUGGGAGAGGCCUUAGCCCAUUGGCCUGACAAGGGCUUGGGCCCGCCCACCCACCCCAGUGCCUCCACCCGACCGGCCAAUCAAUCCGGGAGGGGCAGGUUUCCCCCAGGCGGUCGGAUUUGCACUAUUGCUCCUCCCCUCGCUGGUGGGGCUAGGAAGUCUGUGUCACGUGCGUCUAGUCCUGUCUACAAAGCAAUUGCAAAGGUCUAUGCAAUAAAGGCUGUGGCUUCUUUCCUCCA
This is a messenger RNA of Jaculus jaculus (lesser Egyptian jerboa), 2850 nucleotides long. RefSeq names its product sphingosine kinase 2 (gene Sphk2). Gene Ontology annotation, biological process: positive regulation of apoptotic process; sphingosine biosynthetic process; sphinganine-1-phosphate biosynthetic process. The record is from RefSeq and is a predicted model, not a curated record. Gene Ontology annotation, cellular component: cytoplasm; intracellular membrane-bounded organelle; membrane. NCBI's taxonomy places the organism in Eukaryota, Metazoa, Chordata, Mammalia, Rodentia, Dipodidae. The transcript has 6 exons. The coding region runs from base 580 to 2427 and encodes 615 amino acids.